Candida albicans SC5314 is the source of this 1044-nucleotide messenger RNA. RefSeq lists its product as uncharacterized. Bases 1 to 1044 code for a protein of 347 amino acids. Gene Ontology annotation, biological process: P-body assembly; cytoplasmic stress granule assembly. Gene Ontology annotation, molecular function: mRNA binding. The transcript has a single exon. Gene Ontology annotation, cellular component: P-body. The record is from RefSeq and is a predicted model, not a curated record. NCBI's taxonomy places the organism in Eukaryota, Fungi, Ascomycota, Pichiomycetes, Serinales, Debaryomycetaceae.
AUGUCACAAUACAUCGGGAAGACAAUUUCUCUUAUUUCUAAUAAGGGGCUUCGUUAUGUUGGUCUUUUAGAGAACAUCAAUGCAGAUGAUGCAACCGUUGCUUUGAAGUCAGUGAGAUUAUUCGGUACUGAAGGUCGUAUGGCAGCAAUGGGUCAACCUAAUUUGGAAGUUCCUCCUGGUGUUGAUGUAUAUGACUAUGUUGUGUUUAGAGGUUCAGACGUUAAAGACUUGUCUGUUUUGGAUACUCCUAUUGAUGAAGUUAAACCAAACAUUUAUCGCCCUCCACAACAACAGCAACAACAGGGAGCAACCACUGGUCAAUACUAUUCUGGUCCUACAUCUACAUCUUCUCAGAAUGGUACUCCUCAAACCCAAACUCAAGCUCCUGCCACAACAUCAACAACAACUGCCUCUCAAUCUUAUGGGCAAACUAGUUCAAGUGCUCCAACUCAAGCUUCUCCAGCUCAAGCAGUACCAGCUCAACCAGUCCAAACUUCUGCCCCAGAAGCUUCCACUUCAUGUCAACAGCCUACUAAAACUGUAAAAGAAGAACAGGCAACCAAGACUGUCGCUGAUGAUCAACCGGCUGAUGCUCAACCAGGAUCAGCUCCACAACCAACAGCCACUAACCCAUCUUCCAAUCAGCUGCAACAGCAACAACAGCAACCAAGAAAGGGAUCAAAGGUGGAGAUUCCAACCGAGGAAUUUGAUUUUGAACAAGCGAAUGCCAAAUUUUCCAAGGAAUUAGAACAAGAACGUGAACUAGAACACGCUGGAUAUAACAAAAGCUCAUCAUUUUUUGAUAAUAUCUCCUCAUCAACUGAUGAAAGAACAAAUAUGAGAUGGCAUGAAGAAAGAAAUUUGAAUAUGGAUACUUUUGGUGAAGCUUCAUUGCAAAGAGGUAGAGGUAGAGGAAGAGGCAGAGGCGGAAGAGGUAAUUGGAGAGGCAGAGGUAAUUAUCGUGGUAGAGGUGGUAACUGGAGAGGUGGUAAUAGCAACCGAGGAAGAAACAGCGAUUACAAUACUAAACCAGAAUGGGCGUAA